AUGUAUUUCUGUUUUUCUAGUCUAUUUCUUUUUAUAAGCUCCGUCGUUAUUUUUCUUACUUUAUAUUUCUUUCACUUUCUUUCUCUCACUUUUUCUUUCUUUCUUUCUUUCUUUCUUUCUUUCUUACUCUCACUUUCUCACUGUCACUUUCUCUUUCUUUCCCACUCUCACUUUCUCAAUCACUUUUUCUUUCUUUCUCACACUUUUCUUUUCUCUUACUCUCAUAUUUUCUUUUUUCUUACUCUCACAUUUUUUUCUUACUCUCAUUUUUUAUUUUUCUUCUCUAACUUUUUCCUUCUUUCUAUCUUUCUCUCACUUUUUAUUUUUUCAAUCUUUUCCUCACUUUUUCUCUCAUUCUCUCACUUUUUUCUUUCUUUCAAUUUUUCUCUCAUUUUUUCUUUCUUGCUAUUGUGUCUUAUUUGUCUCAUCCUUCUUCUUCCCUUCACUUCAUUUUGCUUUCUUUUUCUCCUAUCUUAUUUGAAUUAUAGCCUAUCCCUAGAAUUCUCAGUCUGUCUGCCUGCAAAGCAAUUGAUUGUCACUCCUGCAGACUCUUUCACUGUUAGACUUUCAUCCAUUAAUGGACAGAUAUUUAUAUUGCAAAAACUUGACUCAUUUGCUUCACUUGAGCAAAACAAUUUCUUGAUAAUAAUUAUUUAUCCAAAACUCUUGAUCCAAACCAGUUAG
This is a messenger RNA of Acanthosepion pharaonis, 684 nucleotides long. The record is from the annotation of a GenBank genome assembly. Lineage: Eukaryota; Metazoa; Mollusca; Cephalopoda; Sepiida; Sepiidae.